Molecule: messenger RNA, 3422 nt
Organism: Periophthalmus magnuspinnatus
Lineage: Eukaryota; Metazoa; Chordata; Actinopteri; Gobiiformes; Gobiidae
Product: trichohyalin
Exons: 7
Coding region: 409-3081 (890 amino acids)
Source: RefSeq, a predicted model, not a curated record
AUGACGUAACUGUGGAUGACACUUUAGCUCACGCUCAGCUAUGGGCGAGGAAGGAGGCGGAACAGCCCCCCCCCACCUCCUCUCUGCACAGUCCUGGAGCCUACUGCGGAAAGAUGAGACGACGGACACCGCUCGUCGUGGCGGAGGCGCAUAGGCCGUAGAGCGGCCCAGGACCCUGCGUGUGGCUACGGCUUCCAGAGGCGUGUGCUAGUGAUGCGGAGCCAGUGGAGCAGGCAAAGUCGUGAGUGGAUGCUGUGAAAAUGACAACAAGAGCCUUCUCGUGAAAACAACAGCGCACCCGAAGAAAAGGACCUGGCCGCUUGGAUUGAGAAAGCGGCGAUUUGAGCGUCAAAGGUGCUCACUGCAGUGGUGACCUGUCUUCCGUGUGAACAGCUAUACCCAUCAUCCAUGAGGCCUAAAAUGAGUCCUAUACUCCAGCAGAACAAUAACAACAACUACCCAUGCCUGAGUGCUGCAGGGCCCGGGCCUCUGCCACACAAGUGCUCCCUCCCUCUGCCCUUCUCCAGUCGCCCAGAGCUGAGCCUGACAGGUCUGCCUCUCAUCAGGGGGCUGCGAGCAUGGGCCCUGUGCUCCAGGAGCCGUCACCAACCAGGGGGGCCCCUGGGACAGGCCCCUCUCAGCCACCCCCGGCCCGCAGAUGUGCACCUGAGUGCAGAGUGGGGGUUCCCCUUGGGGCUUGAUGCCAGGCAGGUUGGUAUUGGAGCUCUGGUGGCCACCUUGCAGACCAGCGAGGGCAGCAGCAGGACACAGACACAGUGCCUAUUCCUCCGCACAGACAGGGGCAGCUGUCUAUACCCCACAGCCAAGACCACCCUCCACACAACCCCCCAGCACCCUGGGGGCAUGCUCCGAGGCUGGCUACGGAGCAAGACAGGAGGGACUCCAACUCUGUCCCCACACACUGGACCCAACAGAGCAAGGGAGCGCUCAGGUCGAAGGUGGAGGAAGCCUGCCACCCAUACAGCAAGUCGAGAGAGGGUGCACUUUAGGCAGCAUCAACAGGAAGAGUCCAGAGAGAGGGCAGCCAGAGAGGAACCCAGAGAGGAAAUCAGAGAAGAACCCAGAGAAGGGACCAGACAUCAGAACAAGGAUCAGUCCAGAGAGGAACCUAAAGAGGAGCACAGAAAGGAGCCACAAGAAGAGACCUUAGAUCAGCUAGAAGUUCAGCUCAGAGAGGAGACCAGGCAGAAGACAAAAGAGGAGCACAGAGAGGAGAGCAAAAAUCCACCCAGAGACCAGCCCAGAAAGGAACUGAAAGAGGAACAGCGAGAAGAACAAGGAGAAAAGACCACAGAGGAGUGUAGAAACCAGCCCAAAGUGGAGACCAGAGAGGAGACCAGAUAUCAGCCCACAGAUGUGUCCACCAAAGAGGUGUUCCAAAUGGACUCACAGCACCAGGAGCCUUUGUGUCACAAAAUCACACCUGAAAUGGGAUUUAGAAUGAAAGUGCUAAUGGACGAUCUUCAGAGCUGUUCAUGUACAAGCAGAGAACAUGUCUCAGCUGAUGCACCACACAUUUUAUAUGGAGCAGCGACAUGGGACACAGACCUCAUGUGUUGCCUCUGUGGCUCUUCCCUCCCUGGCUGUGUCCUCUCCUCUCCUCCAGCAGAGGGCGGCAACUGCACAGCAAAUAUCGAAGAUGCUGAUCCUCUUAUGACCAGCCAAAGCGUCGCGCAGAAGAGUCCAGGGGAGCGCCAGAUCAGCCACAGAGAGGACAGUACAAACUACAGCCCAGAGACCCAGAGGGUGCACCCCGGCCUGGAGUCACAAAGGGCGCACCCCAGCCUAAAUUCAGAGAGGGAGCAUGCUAGCCUAGACUCACACAGGGGGAACUUCAACCUGGAGUCAGAGAGGGAGCCCCCUAGUAUGAAGAAAUAUCCUGGCCAGGACUCAGAGAGGGAGCACCCCGGCCUGGACUCACAGAAGGAGCUCCCUGGCCUGGACUCAGAGAGGGAGCCCCCUGGCCGGAACUCAGGGAGGGAGCACCUCAGCCUGGACUCAGAGAGGAAGCACCCCAGCCUGGAUUCAGAGAGAGAGCACUCCAACCUGGACUCAGAUAGAGAGCACUCAAGCCUGGACUCACAGAGGGAGCACCAAAACCUACUCUCAGAGUCACAGAGGGAGCACCCUGGCCUGGACUCAGAGAGGGAGCACCCCAGCCUGGACUCAGAGAGGGAGCACCCCAGCCUGAACUCACAGAGGGUGUAUCCCAGUCUGGACUCUCAGACAGAGGACUCCAGCCUGAACUCACAGAGGGAGCACCAAAGUCUACACCCAGAGUCACAGAGGGAGCACCCUGGCCUGGACUCAGAGAGGGAGCAUUCCAGCCUGAACUCACAGAGGGUGCACCCCAGUCUGGACUCACAGACAGAGAGCUCCAGCCUAGACUCAGAGUUACACACGGAGCACCCCGACCUUGACUUACAGUGGGAGCCCUCUGGCCUGGACUCACAGAGGCAGCACCCCAGCCUGGACUCACAGAGAGAGCAUCCACUGGAGGACCAAGAGUUUGGAGGAUUCAUGCAGGCCCCGUCAGUCUUAAGCCAUGAAUGUACCAGUCCCCCGUGGAGCGACAGUGGCCUGGGUGGGAUGGACAACAGCUGGGACCAGGUGGACACAGGCUCUUGGGCAAUGUUUCCACAGAACAGCAGAGAGCACAGAGAAGACAAGGAAGGGCAGUGGUGGCCCCUCAGCUCUGGGGAGGAUAGGGGUCCAACACCAAGGGCCAGUUACAACCCAGUGUGUGUCUUUACGGCUGCCUUUCCCUCACCUCCAGUCUGGUCCACCGCUGAUCCCCGGAACUGCAGAGUGCCCACUCUCACACAGCUGCUCAGGGGUCGCGUGGGACCCGAAGAAGGCUCUCCAGAGCAGGGGCUGUUGGAUGCAUUUCAUGAUCUCAACAAAAUGAUUGUCCAGGGAUACAAGCAGGCCAGUGGAGUGUCCCAGCAGCUGCUACAGAAGAGCCUGAGCCUGCUCCCCCCAAACACGGGAGUUGGAGUUGUUCCGGGUAAUCGGCGCAUCUCCCCUGGUCAUGUCUCCUCCAAGCCACGCCUCCUUUAAGCUACACCUCCUCCAAGCCACGCCUCCUCCUCACCUAGCCCUGCUCUUUUAUGGAACCACAACCACCCAGCAGGGGGCAGGGCUGAAGCUUGGACCAGCCUGAACACAAAGACACCGAGAGAGUGGUGUUCAACAAUUGUUGCAAUUGCUUUUGUCAGGAGGACAUUGCACAAAUAAUGUUAUGUAAAUUCACUUAUAUGUUCCUCACAGCUGGUACAGUAUGUUCAUUUGACCAACGAUCUCAUUUGAAUGGAGAAAUCACUUCUACUGAUCACGUUGCUCACGUGUCAAUGGGAAAGACACCACAUCUCCUCAGUUUACAUUCAUUGCUGUUUGAGAGA